CGGUCUAUGAGGUUUUUGACACCCAUACGGCCCUACGCCCUUUGCCGGCUCUACUCUCGAUUGCUCCAAUAAACUGAGCUCGAGGCUUUGAGCUUUGAAGCAGAUGAAAGCAAGCUGACAAUGGUUCAGGAAGAUAGCGGUGGUGAUGCUGAAGCCAUCCUUCCUCCAUGGCUCUACCUACUUUCUGCAUUUCUCUCCAUGGAACCAUCGGAUUCCAUAAUAUCCAUUUCCAGGGACUGUGGUGGUGGUGCAAUUACGGAGAGCGUUCAGAACUUCGUUUGGGAACAUUGUAUUAGCAGAGUAGAUAGAAAAGCUCAUGCACCUUACAUAAGGUCUUUCCUUAAAAAGUUUAUUCUUGAAAUUGAGUCUGAAGGUGCUGUUGUUGUUGAUGAACUUUAUGAAGAAUUAGCAUUUUACAUGGCUUCAUUAAAGGGCUAUAAUUUCAAGGGAGACUCAAGGAUUGUUAGGAAAAUCUCAUUUCUUUACCCUCCUGAUCAUGUUGAAGCUCAGAUUUGCCAAAAUCCAAAGAAAGUAGUAGCACCACUUUAUUGUUCACUUAAUAUGCUUGAAGGAGAUACUGGGUGUUCCUUAUGGCCCUCGAGCUUGUUCUUAUCAGAGUUUAUUCUUUCUUGUCCAGAAUUAUUCUCAAUGAAGUCAUGUUUUGAGCUUGGAUCAGGUGUUGGUUUGGUUGGCAUAUGUCUGGCACAUGUGAAACCCACCAAGGUGGUUCUAAGUGAUGGUGACCUGUCAACUUUAGCCAAUUUGAAAGUCAACUUAGACUUAAAUCAGAUGAAUGCCCAUGUCGAAUGCUUACAUCUACCAUGGGAAUCUGCACUUGAGAAUGACCUUCAAAAUCUUAAGCCAGAUAUAGUGUUGGGGGCAGAUGUGAUAUAUGAUCCGCAAUGCAUUCCGCAUUUAGUUCGUGUGAUUUCCGCUCUGUUGACCACAAAAAAGUCAAACUCCAUUCAUGGAGACAAAGACAAUGAGUUUUUUGUUGCAUCAAGAGGAAAACCUGUUGCAUAUAUUGCAUCUGUGGUGCGGAAUAUUGACACUUUUAAUUAUUUUCUUAAGGUGGCAAAAGAGGCAAAUCUUAGAGUUGUGGAUAUCACUCAAAAUGUGAAGAUGUAUGAUUUUCUUCCUUACAUGCGAUCUUACCAAAGAUCAUAUGUAAGAUUACUUGAGAUUUGUUACUCAUUUCAUUAGAUCAAUUUAUUGAAAAGGAUAUUAAUGUAUCAAAACCGUUUUUAAUAUUUAUGUAAAUUGUUAAGGUGAUUUGGACGUA
Lactuca virosa is the source of this 1282-nucleotide messenger RNA. The record is from the annotation of a GenBank genome assembly. Lineage: Eukaryota; Viridiplantae; Streptophyta; Magnoliopsida; Asterales; Asteraceae.